Corvus hawaiiensis (hawaiian crow) is the source of this 2988-nucleotide messenger RNA. It is a transcript of the gene TMEM154, whose product is annotated as transmembrane protein 154. The coding region runs from base 16 to 744 and encodes 242 amino acids. The transcript is spliced from 6 exons. The record is from RefSeq and is a predicted model, not a curated record. NCBI's taxonomy places the organism in Eukaryota, Metazoa, Chordata, Aves, Passeriformes, Corvidae.
UCAUCAGAGGAACUUAUGCUCCCAACAGCUAGCCUGCAGGCUUUUAAGGAUUCCUCUUCCAGCCAGACUGACAGGCAAGACCUGCCACAACAGGCAGCUGGGCAAGCCCUGGCCAUGGAAAGGAACAGCCCUUCUUACAGCAACCUGAAAUGUGGGGAGAGGAACAGUGCAGGGAUGAGCCAAGCAAUACAUGAGAGAAUCAUACAGACCAUGUGGAGUGGUAUGACUGUACCACCAAAGCAAGGCCCUGGAACCGAUGGAUCAGGAGACGGAUUGGUGAUAUUACCCACUUUUACAACAACACACCUUCCUGCUACGGGUCCUUCGACUGUGGAUGACCAUGAGCCAGUACUUGUAACAGCAAGCACUACUGAAAGCAGCUUUGAAACACAGAGUUCUCCAAGUACUGAACUGAAUGCUGUGAAUGAUGAGGACAGCCUAGAAGCAGCAGAACAGUCUAUCUUGAUAUAUGUUGUCCCUGUGGUGUUGCUGGUCCUGCUGAUCUUGAUCAUAUUUUUUGUAAUGCAUCAUAAAAGGAAAAAGUCUAAGCAAGAUGAGCUGGGAAGUGAAAAUGUGAAAAGUCCUAUUUUUGAAGAAGACACGCCCUCUGUUAUGGAGAUAGAAAUGGAAGAGCUUGAUAAAUGGAUGAACAGCAUGAACAAAAAUGGUGACUGUGAAUGUUUGCCUACUGUAAGAGAAGAAGAAAAAGAAUCAAUUGCCAACCCGAGUGAUGGUGAAUCAUGAAGUCCUCAGAACAGCAAAGAACUGGCUAAAAGGAAGCAGCACACAAGCUCAUUAUCUCCCAGAUAUUGGAAAGACUGGAUUUAAAUAUAAUUCCUCUCAAAAGGCCAGGGAAGCAAAUGCUUUUGUUGUGUCCUGCUUUAUAUGGUCUUCAGAAAGGAAACAUCACCAAGGGAAAAGAAGACAAGAAAAAGGAGAAAAAAAUGAAAAGAAAAAAAGAAAAGCACUGUAGCAAGAUCAAGGACUGAUUUAAAUUCUUUUUGCAAUGAGAUUCACCACAAAUCAAGAGAAACCUCUUUUCUACCCUGGCUAAAAGUUCUCAAAGUAGUCCAUGUUUCUGUCUGGCUCUGCAGUUGUGUAUUGUGCAGCACUUAAAACCAAUUCUGUUCCAGGCUUCGUGGGUUUCUUUGUUUUGUUUUGGGUUUGUGGGUGUUUGUUGCAGUGUCCAUAAUUCUGGACUGCCCUGGUUUGGUGAAUGUGAAGCUCAUUCCUAUGCAGUGUUUAUUUCUCAAUUUUCUUUUUCUGAACGGUGCACUGAUUUGCACAGGACUGCUGCUGGGGAGGUACCAGGCUAGGACUGACAGACCAGCUCUGAGGACAGACAGCAGCUGAAAAGCCUCUCAAAGGAAUAGCCAGAAGUGACUGCAACCCAGCGACUGCAUGGACUCUGCAGAGUGCUUUUUGAUUUUCAGAUUAAAGGCACUGUAGAAGUGAAAAGUAUUAUUUUGAGACUGCCUUUCAGUUUGUUAUCUCCACAGAUGAGUGCCCUGGGAUAGCUCUCCCCAUGUAACUCUCCUCCCUGCCCAGGGCUGUUCUCUAACCACCUACUUCGGGAAUAUUCAACUUAAAAACAUUUAUUUUUUUAAAAAAAUGACUGAGGUUGAAAAAUUGAACAAUUCAGUACUCACAGUUCAGUACUCACAUUAAAUACAGGUUUAGAUAAGUAUGUUAUGCAUAACUACUUGGUCAAGAGGUUUGCUGCUGCUUCUGUUUUUAAAUACUGAGCCUGCAAUAUCUGAAAGACAUGGACUUCCAAGUGUGCCUGGUCACCUUUAGUUACAAUGAAAAAAAUCAGACUCCUGGGAUACCUGAAGGUGGGAAUAUGAAUGUUGUAACUGUGUCCCUUGAUUUUAGAUAGCAUAUCUCUUAGGGAUGUAGCUUAAAUAUGUAACACACAUAAAAGUGGAUCCUUGUCUGGGCAAAGCUUCUCUUGCCUGAUUUAAAAUAGCAAAUUCAUAUCCUACCAUAUCUUAUAUCCUACCUAUCCUCAUCUUCUAUUUAAAUAUGUAAUGCCUUCCCACUCAAUACAUGUUUAAUAUGAUCAGGUUUUUUUGCCUGCAAAUAAUUCACUGAUAUGUUACUAUGCAUAGCUUGAUUAAAGAGAGAAAACAAACGCCUCAAGCCUCCGUGAUGCCGUCUAAGUAUCACUAACAGCUGACAAAUACAGAGGAUGGUUCAGCUUUUUAAAUACUUAAAGACAUGUCAAAAUACAGAAGGAAAAAGAUGUUUAGAGCUAACCAUAUUCAUUCAUUACUGAAUUUGACUUGAUUAGUAAUUUCCUCAAAGAAUAAAAGAUUUCUUCAUUGUUUCAAAACAAUUUAUUGCAAAUAUUUGAUUUAGUAGAUGAGUGAUGGUAAAUAAACUUUCCCUGCUUGGAUGAUUUUUAACUUUGAAAAAAGUGUUUUAAGUUCAUCUUUCACAACUAUUUUUUUAAAUGUUUCCACUAUUUCCUGACAGUGGACCCAUCCUGUAGAAUAUUGGUUUAAAAGAAUGCAGUCACAAGGGGAAGAAAAAGUGCAAGAUUGAAAUUUAGAAAAUUUUUGAAAAUGGAAGUAGAUAUUUUCCGGUAGCAGGUUUGUUGGCAACUUCUUUCCAACAGACAAAAAUGUUUUGCUCAGAUUUCCUACAAUUUGCAAAGCAGUAACCUGAAGAUGCCCAAAACAGAGAGACUGUUUUUUUAAUGGUUCAAGAUAAAAGGCUGUAUUUUAAGACCAUUACCAGCCAUGUGGUUGGAGGGCAGUCAGUGGGACCUAGCAGUUCACAACACCAGUGUCCAGUGGUGACUCUCACCACACCUUGCUCCAGUCCACACAGCUCUGUGUCCAACAGCCACUGCCUUCUCCCUGGAGAGAGCUGAAGCACAGCUGGACAUGAAGAAUAGGAGUCCUUGCCUUUCAUAGUUUAUUUUUUUUGCUUUUGAAAAUUAACCAACUCCCAAAGGUGACUCAGUUCUGGCACACUGGUGAU